Notechis scutatus (mainland tiger snake) is the source of this 3090-nucleotide messenger RNA. The record is from RefSeq and is a predicted model, not a curated record. NCBI's taxonomy places the organism in Eukaryota, Metazoa, Chordata, Lepidosauria, Squamata, Elapidae.
CCUAAAUACCUUAAGGAGGCAUUAUUGCACACGUUUUAGUCGUUCUACAUUUUAAAGCAGCAUCUCGACCUUCUACCCACCCCUCCCACGACUGUUUGCUUUUUUUUUCUUGGCUCGGCUUGGGAAUUUGUAAGAGGAAAUGUGGGGGGUGGGGUUUCAUACAACGCUUAUUGAUACGCCUUACGAGCGAAAGAACCAGAACUAGCAAAAAAUAACCUCUCUGGUGUCGUUGUCCGUCCCCCACCCCGCGACCCCGGUUUCUGUCUCGUUCUCACGUGCUUGCGGACUUGGGGCGCUUCCGUGAUGGAAUGGAAUGGAAGCCAAAGAGCCUCAAGUUCCCAAUCUGAGGAAAGCAGCCUGCUGGACCUGCCUGAUGCCAUAACUCCAGAAAGCUUUCUAUUGAAGCCAAACCCUGGGGAAGAUGAAGCAUUUGAUUUAACACUACCAACGGUUGACGCAGGUAUUCAUUCAGCUCCAGUAGAAAAUGAUGAUCAUGCUGGAGAAAUGAUAACCCGAUGUAUUAUAGAAGUCCUUUUGAACAGUCUGUCCAAAGGCAACUCUCCGCUUAUUAAUCCACAGUGUAGGGAGCUUCUGAAGAAAGGUGAACAACAAAAACAAAAAGAGAAAAAUGUACAGCAAGGCAUGGAACUCGGCACAAGAACCUUAUCAGAAUCAGAAGAAUUAUCUAAGCAGUCAGAAGGGACUGUGAGGGAAGAACAAGAUGUGAGUGAAGAAGAGUUUAAAAGACAGACAGAUGGAGAUGCUAAGUGGCAUCUGGAAACAAAAAAAUAUGGGGGAAGCAGCAACCAACAAACUGCCUCUCAAGGGACCUCUUACGCUUUGGAUAGAGAUCAUAAAGAAGAAAAAAAGAAAGAGAAUGAAAAAGGAGCAGAGGAAGAUAAUUACAAAAGAAAUCACCCCAAUGGAGAUGGAGGCAAAGAAAAAAAGGCCAGUGGAGAAGUAGAAUCUGAGCCUCUAGGGAAAAAGUCUGUUCUUACAUCUGGAAAAGUGAAUGAGGAAGAUUACAAGCAUUCUCAUGGCCAAAAGUAUGUGGAAGAAAUAAUUAACAGUCAAGAAAGGGAAAAUGAAAACAGUGAGGAGGAGGAGGAAGAAAAGGAAGAGGAGGAGGAGGAAGAGGAGGAGAGUAAUGAAAAGUAUCGUCAUAGUUUUCAUGAAGAAUUUGAAGAUUCUUCAGAGCGGGAUGGUGACGAAACAGAGAAGCAAGACCACAAAUCAGGACAUUACCGAAAAAAACCAAGAUUGGGUAAGUCCUCUGAAUACAACAAUCAUCAUAUUGGUGAAAAAAGGGGUUCAUCUGAAGAGCCUAGUGAGGAAGAAAGUGAAUUCUGGGCUAAAAUGAGUCACCACCCCAACCAUUAUGAGAGAGGACAUUACUUUGUGGAGCCAAGAAAUGCUAUUGAAACGCAUAGGUCUGAGGAAAUGGAGAGGGAGAACAGGAACCAAGGAUACUGGGAUCAACACUACCCCAGCCAAGAGGAUAGUGAUGAAGACAUGAAGCCACAGAGUGAGGAAAAUGAAAGGAAACAGUAUCAGUACAUGAGGAAACGACUUUUCGGUGGACCAUCAAGGGAGAGCAGACAUCACUACGAAGUAAGGCUCCCUUACAGCAAAGCAAGGAAGGGAAAUGGAGGUAUGAAACAAAGCCACGAUAGCAUAAAUGAGAAACCACACCAUGACCAACCAAGUGUACAGCUAGAGAUGGCAAAACCACAAAACAAGGAGAGAGAAGAUGGAGGGCAGCGACUCAACAGCCAAGAAGAAAAGCACUACCCUAGUAAUGAUGGAGAGCUAGAAACUCCACACUACAGCGAGAGAGGAAAACACUUUGAGAAUAAAAGGACUCUUCUGCUAGAGGAGGGCUACCCAAGGAGCCACUAUCUUGUAGAAAAUGUAAAAAGAGCUUUAAAAUCAUUUUAUUCCCAACAGCCCAGGUGGAAAAACAGAUCUGUGGACAAGAACGCUGACAUCAUCAAUCCACUGUUGGAGAGUGAAGAAGAACUCAAGUCCCACUUGAACAAGAGGGAAUUCUUUCCUGAAUAUAAUGAUUAUGACUUGUGGGAGAAGAAACAGAUCUUGGAUAGCUUAAACCCCAAACAGGACAACAAUAACAACCCUGAGAGGCUAUACAAACCUGAGAUAAAAAGGCAGUAUGAUAGAAUGGAUGAGCUGGCCCACCUUCUGAGCUAUCGGAAGAAAUCUGCAGAAUUUCCAGAACUGUACAGCUCAAAAGAAGACGUUGAAAGGGGACACGUAAUAAGAAGUGGCAAGGACAAAUUUAAUCAGAGGCCUCUGACACCAGAAGAGGAGAAAGAACUGGAAAACCUGGCUGCUAUGGAUUUGGAACUGCAGAAGAUAGCUGAAAAAUUCAACAAUAAUCAGAGAGGAUGAAUGUUAUUUGACAUAAUGUGGUAUGGUGAAGAGUAGCUUUAUUUAAAGUAUCCCGUAUUUACUAGUAAAGUCACUGCCUCAAAUGUUGUUCUUCUCCCCAAUUAGAAAUAGUUUACCAUCCUUUAAAUAUAUAAUUUACAAUAGUACGAAGCAUCUUUCUGUUCCAAAUGAUUUGUUCAGAUCAGCAUGAAUUCUUGCCUUAUGAAUUUUGAAAUGUAUGAGGAUAAUUGUGUGUGCGUUCUUCAGAAAUAUAUUAUCUCGGUAAAAAAUAAUAAACUUUACAUUGUCUACAUACCAUAGUUAACUGCAUGUGCUCCUGCAUAACUUGUUUAUGAUUUACAUAGUUAGAUUUGUCAGAGGAGACACAGUAACAUGCUUAUAAGUCUAUAUUGAAGCUAUUUUUUUAUUCCUUAUAAAAUAGUAGUACAUUCUGUAGUACCAUAAAAUUUACUUUGGGAGUCUGACAGCACCAAAAUAGAUGUACCAUCUACUCCUAGAUUGUUAUGAGAUAAACUGUUCACUCACAGCUUAUGAAAAAAGGAUACUGGUUGCAGCUUUCCCAUAAUAGCACUGAAUGUGCUUCUUAAACUACCCCAAAGUUUCUAUGGAACUGUAUUUUUAAAGUCAUUGAUACAUAAGUGGUUAGCUACAUAAUUGCUGCCUUGAGUUAUUUAUAAUAAA